AUGCAAUCCCUUCUUUUUUCCCAACCAGCCCUUUCCACCAGCCAAUUUGGACAUUCUGUGCUGAAAUCGAUCCCGGAGCGGUUACCCUUCAACCUCAGCGGGACCUCUAAUGCUCGAGGGCCCUACCCGCGGCCUCCUCCGAACCUUCGCUCUAUGUCUGGAUCUCCUCUGGGAGAGAAGUCACUGGAGACCCUUGGGAGUACCACACGGUCAGGACCUUCAGAUCUUCCGGCUCUGUCAGAUGUAGCACCGCCACCGAUAAUUGCGGCCGCAUCUUCUGCUUCGGUCCGAGGAGAGCCUCACCCCGUACAGGAUCCUUCUGCGACGCAAGUGCGCAAACUACCGCCGAGUCGAUUAUCGGAGAACCAAGGGUAUAUAUCUUCCCAACCUCCUCGGAUAUUUGGCGCCGUCGAGCCGUCAUCCUUUGCCGCGGCCGUACCACCGUCCCUUUCAUCAGCUACAGCGGUUCCACGCGCCCUUCCACAGAAGCAAACCCGGCGGACCAAGGCCCAUGUGGCAUCGGCUUGUGUGAAUUGUAAGAAAAAGCAUCUGGGCUGCGAUCCAGCGAGACCAUGCCGUCGAUGUGUGGUAGCGGGAAAGGCUGCGACCUGUGUGGAUGUCACGCACAAGAAACGGGGUAGACCACCGCUUAAGGCGGAGGAACCGUCCGUGAGAUCGUUUGCAACCCAAUCCGAGAGCGCAGGGGCAACCGCAGAGGCACAUCCAGCAUCCCAUACCCGCCGAUAUAGUCACCGAUCGACUACCUCGCGCGAAUUGCGACCCAUGACCGAUUUGCAGGCGCCGGGUACAGCGCUGGGGGACCUUGGGCUCAAGUCCACAACGGGGCAACCGCCGCGAUGGUCGUCGGCCUCUGCGUUUCCCCCAAACCCGGUGAUAGACCCUUCGCUCUCGAUACAUGGGAAUAUGGCGCCACGAUCUUUCUCCGUGGGCUCGCCGCCACAUCUGACGCCACCGGUGCUGCAGCAACCGACCUUUGGCUCGAUUGCCAGCGGCUUCGGUUCUACCCUCGGCGCUUCUCGUCCCCCUGCUCGACUUGGACGGACAUAUCAACCGUACCAAAGCCCUUCCAUUCCAUCCACCUCGCCACUGCAGUAUCAGCAGCCUUUCCCCCACGCAAUCUCACCGUUUCUGGAACGGUCGAGACCGGGAAACCUACCCGCUGUCUCCGAGCCAUUUGUCCCUAGAGAACCACGCGACAGUUAUCUGGAUUCUUCGGUCCGCCUCCCUCCCAUUUAUCCGCCCAUGCCGACCACCGGGCCCGGCCCAUACACUCAUGCCCAUCGAUUGAGCGAUCCGUAUCUGCCCAGCUGGUCACGCCUGCCACAUGAAGAACGGAUCCAGGAACGGCACCCCCCACCGCCACCAUCACUGGGAGAACCAGUCUCUCCUCAUACACGGAUCCACCGGUCACCUCCGGGCCCGCAUCAGGUAGAUAUCUCACCGCAAGCUGACGCUGCAACGCGUGCGGGGGAACAUCCCGUCCGGCCUCCCGAGACACCUCUGCCGGUGUCCAGAGCCGAACCGCCGACUUCAGAAAGCGAGUCAAGCGGGCCACGCCCAAGGAAGCGGCGGAAAAUGGCACUGGAUGACAUGGUGAAUGGAUAG
Messenger RNA from Penicilliopsis zonata CBS 506.65, 1626 nucleotides. RefSeq lists its product as hypothetical. The record is from RefSeq and is a predicted model, not a curated record. Bases 1 to 1626 code for a protein of 541 amino acids. NCBI's taxonomy places the organism in Eukaryota, Fungi, Ascomycota, Eurotiomycetes, Eurotiales, Aspergillaceae. Gene Ontology annotation, biological process: regulation of DNA-templated transcription. The transcript has 2 exons. Gene Ontology annotation, molecular function: zinc ion binding; DNA-binding transcription factor activity, RNA polymerase II-specific.